Messenger RNA from Drosophila grimshawi, 662 nucleotides. RefSeq names its product lipopolysaccharide-induced tumor necrosis factor-alpha factor homolog. The coding region runs from base 273 to 590 and encodes 105 amino acids. Lineage: Eukaryota; Metazoa; Arthropoda; Insecta; Diptera; Drosophilidae. The record is from RefSeq and is a predicted model, not a curated record. Gene Ontology annotation, molecular function: zinc ion binding. The transcript has 3 exons.
CAUUUUUAUACAAACAUUUAUUCGAUAAUGAAAUUCAAUUUACGACUGUCCCACACUGCAUUUAAUCUUUAUUCGUGUGCCAUUAUUUUGAUGCUAGACCAAAACAAAUUAUAAUUGAGUGUAUUUCGACCUUAAUAAAGAAAUCGAAUAUUGAAAUUAAUUUCUAACUGCAACUAAAUGUUUUCGAUAUUAUGCGAUAAUUAUUCAUACGCACUGUAUGCCCCCGUCAGUUCAGACAAUAAAACCUGCUGCAUUUAUAUUAUUGUAUCAGAAUGGAGAUGGACCUCAAGCACACAAACCACCUAUCUAUGAUCACGGCUGCUCCUGCAGCUCCAGUGGUGAUGCUUAACGCGAAUGCUAUGCCACUGAUGGGCCGUACGCCGCAGCUCAUCAAAUGCUCGAAUUGCCACAAUUUGAUGCAGACGCGAUUGGAGCGACGAGCGAACAAAAACACGCAUAUACUAGCCCUCCUUCUCUGUCUAACUGGGCUAUGGUGCUUUAUGCCACUACCCUACUGUCUAAAGAGUUGCCGCAGUUUGGAUCAUUAUUGCAGCUGCUGUAAUCAGUAUCUGGGAAAAGCCGUCAACUAAUUUUCCAACUGUGUCAUGUCAUUGCUAAGUGCUUAAAUUAAAACCAAAUCAUUAAGUUGGCAAUAAAAAACA